AUAGUAACCUGAUAACGGAAUGCCCUUUAAACCUGGAAUUCGAGCGGUUCUAAUGGGAACAGUGUUCAACUGGUUUAAAUUGUUCCAUUCGGUUUGUCGCCUAGUUUAACUGUUAUAUAACAAGUUCAGUCCCAUUUACUGAUAUACAGUAUGUCCAGUGGGAGCAGAGUUCUGCACAUCUAUUUGUGGUUUGUGGAGAAUUAAAACAAAAUUAAAAUUUUCGGGGAAGAAACUUGAGUUACAAACCACUCUGGGCAUUACAGCGUUUGUGAGUAGCAUUGAAAAUUCAGUUAAUCAUUUACAGAAGUGAUAGUCGGGGAGUUUUUGCAGAUGAUGGAAACUAUUGAUGGGGACGGUAAUGAAGAUGAGAUUUAAAAGCUGUCUUUUCUUCCUAGUUAUGAUGAAUUCAGGCAAACUGUUUGCAGAAGAUAAACUCUGUGAUUUGCCACAUGUAGAAAAUGGAAGGAUUGCCCCAUAUUAUUACAGCUUCAAAAAUUACUAUUUCCCUACGCGUAAAGGAAAAAGCCUUUCCUAUUCUUGUGUGGCUGGUUAUACAACUGAAACCGGGACUCAAGACGGAAGAAUAAUUUGUACAGCAAAAGGAUGGUCUCCAGUGCCACAAUGCUACAAAAAAUGUAAUAAGCCUCUUCUGGAACAUGGCAUUUUUUACGGUACAGAAACGUACUUCAAAAUACAUGAGAAAUUACAAUACAAAUGUAAUCAAGGUUACCACACUCCCAGCGGUGGCACUGAAGAUACAGUACAAUGUCAAUCAGAUGGAUGGUCUUCCCAGGCAAGCUGUACUAAGAAAGUUGAGUCAUGCCAAGUACCCGAGUUACAUCAUGGCAACUACUUAACGAGCCAGCGAGAGCUUCGAGUGAAUCAAGCGCUGCUAUAUACAUGCGAUGAGGGAUACCACACUGCAGGAGGAAACACUACCGAAGAAGCAGUUUGUCUUGCUCAUGGAUGGUCCCUUACUCCGAACUGCUCGAAAAAAACCUGCCCCUCCUUGGGUGUAAUAGAACAUGGAGGUUUCUAUCCUGCGAAGAAGAUCUAUGAAGAAGGAGAUGUUGUUCAUUUUUUCUGUGAGGAAAAUUAUUCUUUUCAUGAAUUUGACCUGAUUCAAUGUUAUUACUUUGGAUGGUAUCCAGAUCCUCCAGUGUGUGAAGAUGUAAGAAAUAAAUGUCCUCCACCACCACUGCCUCCUCACGCCCAUACUGUCGCAGUUAGGAGAACGUAUCGCAAUGGCGACAGAGUUCGUAUACAGUGUCAGAGUGAAUAUGAAAUAAGAGGAUCUGGGGAAAUCCAGUGUGAAAAAGGAAAAUGGACGUCACCUCCUAUCUGUAUGGGAUCUAUGGAUAAAAGGGAAUCUGAGACACCAGCAUUCGAGGCAGAUGCAUCGAUAAGGGCAAGCAAAACAUAUCACAGUGAAGAAAUGAAAAUACAGCAAAACUGUACCUCUCCACCUGUGAUUAAAAAUGGUGUUCUCCUUGGCCCUUUAUUACCGAGUUACAAAAAUGGCAGCUCAGUAGAAUACAGUUGCCAGCGUUACCAUUUUUUGGAUGGACCCAGUACUGUUUACUGCGAACAAGGAAACUGGACAGAACGGCCUACUUGCUUGGAUCCAUGCAUUCUUAAUGUAACUGAUAUGAAUAGUAACAAUAUAGAGUUGAAAUGGAGACAGGAAGAAUUUGUCUUCCUACACGGUGAUCUCAUUGAGUUUGAAUGUAAGCGAGGAUACAAAUUUCCCCAUGCUACCAUGCCAUCCCCUGGGAGAACUCGGUGUGACCGUGGAAGGCUGAAAUACCCCAAAUGUGUUUUGCAAGUUCCCACGGAAAAAUGUGACUCUCCACCGUCUAUUGCAAAUGGAGCUCUUACUCUCCCGCCUCUGACCCAGUAUGACAAUGGCUCUUCAGUUCAGUAUAGUUGCUCUGAUUAUUACUUCUUGCAAGGAUCUGAAAGAAUUUAUUGUUCCGAAGGCCGGUGGACUUCACCACCACUUUGUAUAGAGCCGUGCACUUUGUCAAAGAAUGAGAUGGAAAAAAAUAACGUGCUGCUGGAAAGUUUUUAUGAGAGCCAAGUUUACUUUUACCAUGGAGAUUAUGUCGGAUUUUACUGCAAACAGAACCAUGUUGGAGCAGAAUCUGGUGCGACUUUAUUUCAAGUGCAGUGCAAGAGAGGACAGCUAGCGUAUCCAAGAUGUGUUGAAAGGAGAGAAUAGAUCUUCAACUCUGGCUGAAGCCGGGGGGGAGGAAGAGAUCCCCUUUAGUAACAAUACAUGGCAGAUGAAUGCCAUUUUGUAAGGCUGUGAAGAUGAGCACAUGAAGUAAAUAAUAAUGCGCUGCAGUAGCCUAUCGCUUUGCACUGAAAGUACUGGCAGUGCUUUUCCUGUCAUCUGGAUAAGGUUUUGAAACAAGAGGCUUCAUCAAAGUUGAUAAACAAACAAACAAGCCCAACACGUGCUUCUUCUCAAUAUGAACGUUUAAAAUACACUGUCUACCUCUCUCUCAUUUCCACAGUCCAGACAGCUAAAUGGAACCCCUCCGCAAUAUGGAGCACCAGCUCUUCCCCCAGGACACUUCUCUGCCUUAUAUGAUCCGUGGUCCUCUAACAGAGUAACUGAGUGAGAUCACCGCUGUCAAAUCUGUACAUUAAAUGGCAUUAAAGCUCAA
This is a messenger RNA of Lagopus muta (rock ptarmigan), 2672 nucleotides long. Its product is annotated as coagulation factor XIII B chain-like. The transcript is spliced from 12 exons. Lineage: Eukaryota; Metazoa; Chordata; Aves; Galliformes; Phasianidae. The record is from RefSeq and is a predicted model, not a curated record. The coding region runs from base 347 to 2221 and encodes 624 amino acids.